Messenger RNA from Mytilus trossulus (common blue mussel), 1074 nucleotides. RefSeq names its product leucine-rich repeat-containing protein 46-like. NCBI's taxonomy places the organism in Eukaryota, Metazoa, Mollusca, Bivalvia, Mytilida, Mytilidae. The transcript has 7 exons. Gene Ontology annotation, molecular function: protein binding. The coding region runs from base 105 to 914 and encodes 269 amino acids. The record is from RefSeq and is a predicted model, not a curated record.
CUCUCUUGAUCACCGUAAGUCGUCGGGCAAACAUUCGUAUUAUCGUCCUGAAUUAUGACCAGUCAGUGUCUGUCCGGAACCGGUUCGUAAAUUAGAAAAUAAAAAUGAAUGAAAACGAAAUCGACGAUUUUAGGACUGAAGACACAGAAGUUAAAUUAGAGGAACCAAAGCCAGUCAGAUUAACAUUCCAUUUGAUAGCUAAGAGAAACUUACCAUUGGGGUAUGAUGAAAAUGAUCAUGAUCAAGUAUUGCAAGAACUGAAUGCAAUAUCACGCAUUAGAUUAGACAGAGCAAACAUUGGUAAAAUUGAUAGCUUUGAACUCUUGGGACCAAAAGUCACCAACCUCUAUCUGCAAGUGAACCUGAUAGAAAAGAUAGAGAAUCUCGAAUGUCUGAAGAAUCUGACUUUUUUGACACUUGCUGAUAACAGAAUUAGGAGGGUUGAAAAUCUCAACUGUUUACCAAAACUACAUUUCUUGGAUUUGUCUCAUAACUGUGUCUCACAGCAGAAUUUUGACAUAGAUGAAUUUCCACAGAGUCUGAUUAUUCUGAAUUUAAAAGGGAAUCCAUGUUGCAAUCAUCCUGAUCACAGAGGAAGAAUGAUCCAAGAACUUGUUAAUCUGAGACAACUUGAUGAAGUGGAAAUUUCAGCUAAAGAGAAAAGAGAUGUAGGAUUAGAGGCCAGUAGUGAUGAGGAGGAAGAAGAAGAAACAGAGGAAGAAGAAUUAGUUUCAUCUCAUAAAAAGCCUCAAGAGAAAGAGUCUCUACAAUCAUUUUCAACUGAGAUUUUGAUAAGGUCACAGAGACGUAUGGAACAAGGCUUAAAGGACCACCAUAAUCAUACUGCUGAACUGGAACAGAUACGAGAAAGAACUCAUUUACCUCUGUCAAGUCGCAGACCACAAAAGUCUUGAUCAAUGGAAAGUGUUAUAACUAAUGCAUUAUGUGUCUUCAAUACAAGCAAUGAUAUCAGGCAAUCAACUGAUGUUACACAUCACAUGGGACAGUGAAAAAAACUCUUCAAAAGAGCAAACUUAACAAAACAAAAGUAAUGUGAUAUAAAUUAAUAGAGAC